CGAAGACAACGGGGAGGAGAUGAAUUACGAAUUUGGGCGAGAAAGUGGAUUCAUCAACAGCCAGCCGUCGCUCGCUGAGUGCCUGACAUCUCUCUCUCCUGCCGGGGAGGCUUUCCACAGUUCAUCCAUCAAGAGCUCGGCGCUGAUUCCUCCUCCCUUUGAGCAGAGCAUCCCCGGCCUGAGCCCGGCCAUCCAGCCCCGCACCAGCCGCUCCAAGCUGCGGGUUGCGGCGCUGCUGGCCCCGGAGUACCAGGAGUACCAGGAGUACCAGGAGUACCCGUGGAUGAAGGAGAAGAAGAGCAUCAGGAGGAACCAGGCUGCUGCUGCUGACUCCUCGCCUCUCUACUUCUCCCCCCAAGGCUCUCCAGAGGAGCCGGAGGUCGGUGGAGGCGGUGGAGGCGCGUCCCGGAGGCUGAGGACCGCGUACAGCAACACACAGCUGCUGGAGCUGGAGAAGGAGUUCCACUUCAACAAAUACCUGAGCAGACCGAGGCGGGUGGAGAUAGCAGCGCUGCUGGAUUUAACAGAGAAGCAGGUGAAAGUCUGGUUUCAGAACAGGAGGAUGAAGCACAAGAGGCAGACUCACUGCAAGGAGAACCGGGACAGCGAGGGCAAGUACGCGGGUCUGGACGACGGGGACGGGCCGGAGGACCAGGACAGGGACAGGGACCGGGACCGGGACCGGGACAGGGACAGAGACCGGGACAGGGAGAGGUAUUUCCACAAUACCUUAACUUCACAACAAUGUCACAAUGGGGAGAAUUUGAGCAGCAAUGAGAAACAUCUGAAACAUUUUCCUCCCACUGUUCCUGUCUGCGGGUCCUCAAUAGGUCCGGACAAUGAUCAUUCCCCGGGCCUCGACGUGUCUUUGCAGGAUUUCCAAGUUUUCUCCUCCUCCUCCUCUUUCUCACCGAGUUUGUCAGAUUCUGCACAAAGUCCUCUGUCUUUAUCCUCCGAAACUUUUGACCUCUUCUCAGAAACACUCACAACCAUCGACCUGCAGAACUUGAGUUACUGAACAUUUGUUUUAUUCACUUGUGUUAAUCAGUUAAUAGAUCUCACAGAAAAGGUAAGUUAAAACAAAAAAACAACUAUAUUGACAGAUCAUUCCAUUAUUUUUAUAUGGACUAUAACUGAGCAGAAUAUUUUUCUUGAAAUAAAAGUUUACAUUG
This is a messenger RNA of Centropristis striata (black sea bass), 1172 nucleotides long. It is a transcript of the gene hoxa2b, whose product is annotated as homeobox A2b. NCBI's taxonomy places the organism in Eukaryota, Metazoa, Chordata, Actinopteri, Perciformes, Serranidae. Gene Ontology annotation, biological process: regulation of DNA-templated transcription. Bases 20 to 1018 code for a protein of 332 amino acids. The record is from RefSeq and is a predicted model, not a curated record. The transcript has 3 exons. Gene Ontology annotation, molecular function: DNA-binding transcription factor activity, RNA polymerase II-specific; DNA binding.